AUGUCUGUCCCUACUGAGCAGAAAGUUUGGAUCCUUGCCAACCCUCCCGCGGCUGAGCUCCUCCCGGACACCUUUUCGCUUGAGACUCGUCCCCUUCCCGACCUCCAGGAGGGCGAUGUCCUCAUCCAGGUGGAGUACCUCUCCAACGACCCGGCUCAGCGCGGUUGGAUGCAGAAGGAUGUCGACCCCAAGCGUCUCUAUGUCCCUCCCGUUUACAAGGGUGACGCCAUCCGUGCGACCGGUAUUGCUCGCGUCUUGAAGUCCAAGUCCGCCAAGUACCCCGAGGGUUCGCGCGUCACCGGUUCGUUCGCUUGGUACGACUAUGCGGUCGUCAACGAGAGCAAGAUCACUGGCGCUGCCAUCGAGCUCCCCAACAAGCCUUACGCGAGCCUCUCGGUCUUUGGCAUGACCUCUGUCACCGCCUACCAGGGCAUCUUCGACGUGCUCGACGUCAAGCCCGAGCACACGGUCAUUGUUAGCGGAGCUGCUGGUGCCGUGGGCUCCACUGCUGUCCAGUUUGCUAAGAACGUCAUUGGCGCCAAGCGUGUCGUCGGUAUCGCCGGUGGCGCUGCCAAGUGCGCCUGGGUCAAGCAGCUCGGUGCCGACGAGUGCGUCGACUACAAGGACCCCAACUUUGCUGCCAACCUGAAGGCUGCUCUCAACGGCGAGUUCGCUGACAGGGUUUUCGAGAACGUUGGUGGCGAUGUCCUCAACGCGACCCUCCCUCUUGUCAAGCGCUUUGGCAAGAUUGCCUUCUGCGGCAUGAUUUCGGCCUACAACGGCGAGAACCCCAACGUGUCCAACCUCUUUGAGAUUAUCACCAACCGCAUCACCCUCCAGGGUUUCAUUGUUAUCGACUUCCUCGGCAAGUGGGCCAGCGCUGUUCAGAACGUUGCCGGCUGGAUCAAGGAGGGCAAGGUUGCCAUCGACGACGUCGAGACCGUCGUUUCCGCUACCAUUGAGGAUGUCCCCGAGAAGUACAAGCUCCUCUUCACGGGCAGCAACCGCGGCAAGCUCGUCACCGCCCUGGUGGCCAAGACCUCGUCGCUUUAG
This is a messenger RNA of Apiotrichum porosum, 1053 nucleotides long. RefSeq lists its product as uncharacterized. Gene Ontology annotation, molecular function: oxidoreductase activity, acting on the CH-CH group of donors, NAD or NADP as acceptor. The record is from RefSeq and is a predicted model, not a curated record. NCBI's taxonomy places the organism in Eukaryota, Fungi, Basidiomycota, Tremellomycetes, Trichosporonales, Trichosporonaceae. Bases 1 to 1053 code for a protein of 350 amino acids. The transcript is spliced from 3 exons.